CACAGCUCGUAACAUAUCUCCCUUGGAACCACCACAUAUCACCUCACAAACCACCAGAUCCGAUCAUCUCCGCCAUCUUUGGCUGGCCAUUGCGUAACUUCGAGAAUUUUCCAUAUCCUCUGGAAGGAUAAAUAACUUUCCCACUGUUUACUAUUUUUACGAUUUUAAACUCCGGCCAGUCAGAAAUUCUCGUUUGACCCGCGCGAACUGGUGGUUUGCUAUUUCUCCUUAUUUUAUCUUUUCUUUUCCAUCCGAACCCACAAGUGCACCACAAGUGCAUCAACUUCCGCAAGUUCCGUACCGUGCACUUGCACUGCCUUUCUCGUACAUCGUACAUACCCAAAUAACAAAAAUCAUUCAAAACAUCACACCCAUUACACAUGCGUCCCAGACGUUCGCACUCACCUAUCAAAACCAAACCCAACGAAUACGAUCGCCAAAUCGAUAUCGCAAGAAACGCCUCGAGAAAGUUAUGCCCAGAGAAUCCAAUGGAGGAUCUACGAAACGCUAAAGACACGGUCGCCCUCUUCGCGGACCACAUUGACCAACUCCGCCUCAAGACCGACCGGCCCAAGAGCUCCGAACUCCUCCGCACUAUCUCGUCAUCCUCAGUGCAACGCCACGGAUCCAACAACUCAUCGUCGGAUGGCUCGACGCACAAGAGCAGCUCGCUGAAGUGGGGCAAGAACCGCAGCGUGGGCAAGGAGUGGGCGGGGUCGCGAACAGGCAGCAUCUGGACGACGCUCAGCAGCGAGCUCGAGGACGUGGCGAAGCAGUUCCCAGGACUCUCGGUCGCCGCCUUCAACGAAUUCAUCGGCUCGCGCGAGAUCCUGGAGCUGGGUGCCGACUUCGUGCGCGCGUAUCACAAGCGCGGCAUCGCGCUCGAGAAGCCGUACUGGGCGGCCGAGGACCUGUUCUUCGACCUGCAGGCCGUGAAGCAGGGCGACGCGCCCGCCUCGCGCUGGACCCAGGCCCGCCCCGAGCGCAGGGCCGAGUGGGACCUCGCCGACCACAUCGCGCGCUUCGUCCUCGUCGCCGACGGCUUCCGCAGACGCUCGGUCGAGCGCGAGGAUUGGAGUGUCUGGGCGGGCGACUUUGUGACGAAUGUGCGCUUCUACUUACGCGUGCUGCGAUGCUUCAUCAAGAGAGACGCCAAGCAACGAGAGGAGCGUCGCGACGCGAUCCGCAACCAGAUGCAGAACCAGGGUCAGAACAAGGACGCGGAGGGUCUGGAGAAGAAGAACUCUAGUGGCUCCCGCGGUAGCAGAUUCUCUCUCGGCAGCCGAGGAGGAUCGAACAAGAGUUAGGGGGGGGGAAACAAAAUUGACAACUGUACACUGGGUGGAACAUGGAGCAUGGAACAAGGAGGCGUUAAGGUCCUGUUUGUGAGCUGAAAGGGGAGCUCGGAAGACACAAUGGUUAAGGAAUGCAAAUGGGUACUUUGCUUGGCGUGAUUAUGAGAGACACGUCUUGUUUUAGCUUAUGGAUUGAUACCCAGCAUAGCAAUGCUAUGGACAGAUUACGGAAUUUAUUUCAGUGUGCGUGAAUCUACAUUAGUGAUGAUGAUUGUGGUCAUGAUUAUGGGGUUACUUAGCAGUUUCCAGCUGACAACGCGUCUUUAUUGUGAUAUGUACCUGAUAUUUAGGCGGGAGGACGAAGGAAGAAGCAAUGUGAUAUAGAAACGCGCAAUUGCGUCCGGUCUACACUUCUGUGAAUACCCAAUUUUGGGAGAAGGGAUUCGGAAGGUGAGAUCAUGACCUGGAAGGAACAUUUGACAUCUCACGUAAACGGAGACCGAACUUUAGAAAUGUAUA
This is a messenger RNA of Annulohypoxylon truncatum, 1814 nucleotides long. RefSeq lists its product as uncharacterized. NCBI's taxonomy places the organism in Eukaryota, Fungi, Ascomycota, Sordariomycetes, Xylariales, Hypoxylaceae. Bases 381 to 1307 code for a protein of 308 amino acids. The record is from RefSeq and is a predicted model, not a curated record. The transcript is spliced from 2 exons.